GGCUGUCGGGGGGGAUGCUUUACGGACCUUCAGGUCCUGGAAGGGUAACACAGUUUGAAGAUGGAGGACAGCGGUGGCGCUUCUGCAGCGCAGGUGACUGUAAAUCAAGUGGACCUUGGUCUAUCUCCCUCCAGAACAGAGAACCUGGGAUGUCCCUGUGACUCUUUGGUGGCUUUAGGAAGACAUGUUUUCCAAAACCUUCAAAAUAGGCUGGUGCAGUCCUACCAACAGCAGCCCUUGGACCUUGAUCAUAUUGAGUUCCUCUGCGUGAACGCAUCAACUCUAGUCUGUUCUCUUUCUGCUCAUAUUAAUGUUCCAUCACUGGUAGUUGAAGCUCUUCACCACCUCAUCUGCCUCAUCCAUUCCGAUAUGGAUACAAGAAGGUCUGCCAUUGUUGUUGACAGCUCAGCUGGUGAACGGGGGAGGGCAAAGCUCUAUGUUUCCAAAGACCACCUCAAAGAUCUAAUAAAGAUGGACCUCUCCGUUCCUUGUAUCUCCAAGCUUUUGGGCAUAUCGCAGAAAACAGUCCGACGAAGAAUGGAAGAGUGGGGCCUCUCAAUAACGGCAACCUACAGCUCACUAUCAGAUGAUGAACUUGACAACUUAAUUGCAGCCAUAAAACAGGAAUCGAAAAAUCUGGGCUACAGAAUGGUUAAAGGACGCCUCAGGGCACUGGGCCACAGGGUGCAGUGGAACAGAGUAUGGGAUUCCAUGCGUCGUGUUGACAGUGCUGGAAUCCUUGAAAGGAUGGCAAAUCUUGGAUGUGUUGUUAGAAGGACAUACAGUGUUCCUGGUCCUCUGUCACUGCUCCACAUUGACACCAACCAUAAGUUAAUUAGAUAUGGACUUGUGAUGUUUGGUGGUGUUGAUGGCUUCUCAAGGAAGAUCUUGUACUUGAAAGCAGCUAACAACAACAAGGCUUCUACAGCACUGACGUUCUUCCUUGAGGCUGUACAGGAGCAUGGAUUUCCAUCGAGGUAUAAUGCAAAAACUUGCUGUUCACAUUAGAGCAUAGAGGCUUAAAUCAGUCUCACUUCAAUUUUGAAUACACGUUUGUGCCUGACACACAUGCUUACUGUCUGGAAAUGAUUGAAUUUUCCUAUCAUUUGUAUUCUAUUUGCAGAGAAAUACUACAAUAAUAAUAAUACGUUUUAUAACACCUUAAGUUUACCUUACAAUAGCAACAAUACAAUAUAUUGAAACAUUGUAAAUAAAAUUUAGACAUAAGUUAAAGAAGAAAAAAGCAAGCAUGACAGUAUAAAAAGCUGAGCAAGUUAAAAUGGACUAAUACAGAAU
This is a messenger RNA of Oreochromis aureus, 1296 nucleotides long. RefSeq lists its product as uncharacterized. The transcript is spliced from 8 exons. The record is from RefSeq and is a predicted model, not a curated record. NCBI's taxonomy places the organism in Eukaryota, Metazoa, Chordata, Actinopteri, Cichliformes, Cichlidae. Bases 61 to 1008 code for a protein of 315 amino acids.